Messenger RNA from Strongylocentrotus purpuratus (purple sea urchin), 3194 nucleotides. RefSeq lists its product as uncharacterized. The coding region runs from base 141 to 1634 and encodes 497 amino acids. The transcript has 9 exons. The record is from RefSeq and is a predicted model, not a curated record. Gene Ontology annotation, molecular function: sequence-specific DNA binding; DNA-binding transcription factor activity. Lineage: Eukaryota; Metazoa; Echinodermata; Echinoidea; Camarodonta; Strongylocentrotidae. Gene Ontology annotation, biological process: regulation of DNA-templated transcription.
UUGCCAUUUUGCUCCAAAGCCAACUGCGUGUAUGCGCCUAUUAUGUUAGCGUGUACAUUACAUAUAUUAUGCGUAUAUUACACUAAUUGAAGUGCCGCAUGGUAAAUUACAUCAGCUGAUCCAGAUAAACAAACCAAGAUAUGAAAACCACAGAAAGUGAACUUGCAAAGCCGCCGAUGGAGGAAGAAGCAAACAAUGUCCCAGGAAAUUGUGAAGGAAACCCUGCAACAGACAUUCCUCAACAGAGCUGGCAACUAGCUAUCACACAGGACCAAGCAGACUCCCAGGGGAACCCUCAACAAACCUUGGUAGCUUAUCCUAACUCACAGACACAGAGGCAGGCUGUCCAACCUAUAUCUCUGGAUCCUCGGCUAAAGCAAUCACUUGGUAAGCAGCAGAGCUUCUCUCAGGCUGCUGAUAUCUGGCAUACCACAUCCUUACCUGGUGCAGCUCAAGUUAUCCCACAAAUGCCAACUUUCAUCAAUUAUAACAACAAUGCAUCGACAGGAGUCUCUCUAGCCCCUAGUGGCAUAGAUUGCGCCCAUGUUCAACGCCCCUCAGUGGGUCUAAUACAACAGGUGGUGGAAUGCUUCAAGAGGAGCACUAAGAAGGAAAUGCUGCCCUCUCAGGUCUAUGUUGAGAUGGAAAUGGUGUUUCCUUACUACAAGCAUAUCAUUGGACAGAAGAGGAAGAGUUGGAAGAGCUCUAUACGCCAUGCCCUGACUACACCACGCUUCACAUCUCGUAAGAUCAGCCAAGAGGAUAAAUCAACAACAAAGAGAGGCUGUCUGUGGUCUCUGAAUGCAGACUUUGAUGAGAAUGCUCCCGUCACAAAAACCCCUCGACGCCGUCGAACACCAAACCCCCUCAAAGCUACUCGUCGUAAGCAACGCUUCAUUGGAAACACCCGCACCGACUACAUGCCACCCCUCUACCACGUCAACAGAAACAACCCAACAUUUUACCAGCCACAACAGCAUGUUGCCCAGCGGUAUCCAUUUGUUGAGAUGCCAGACACCACACCCAUGCAAUCCACCUUCUCUCCUGGCCCCACUGGUCCUAUACAGGUGGGCGGGGGUAACAUGUACUAUCAGCCUUAUCGUGCUCCUACAGUAGGCUAUGUUAUAGCUGGUCAGAAGAUGGCUAUGCCUCAACAAGCUAUGCAACCUGUUAAUAUGGGACAGUGGAAUGUGUCGGGAUUCUCAGCUUGUAAUCAACAGCAGUACUUACCGAAUAAUGCAGCUUUCUUUGGAGGAAACAGUGCCAUGAUUCACAACAAUCAAAACAAUCAGCCAGUUAUGAACCAAGCUUUUUGCCCUACCGUAAUGCCAACCAUGCUACAGACCAACCAGAAUAACAACAUAGCAGUCAUACAGGGACAGCAACAGCCUACUCCAAGUCAGCCUACUCCUAUAUCUAUUCAAAUGGCAGAGCAGGGUCAAGCUCAAGAUGUUACUAUGUGUGAUGCGAUACAGACCAAUGAAGAUAUCACAGAACAAAGCCAAGACUUCCCAAACAACCAGAGUGAGAGCCAAGUCCAUGAUGAAAUCAAGGAAGAACUCCAAAGCUUAGUCUAUGAGUCUCUAGACAUCUGUAACUCAGAAGAUCAAGGUCAAAUCAAGACUGUGAGGUAGACAGGGCAUCUGCACAGACAGUUCAAGAGGUUAGCGCACAGUACAGGUACUCCAGGUCAACAGAAGCCCAACCUGGGCCAAGUCUAGACCACCACACCAUGCUCAAGGAGGAUUCCACAACUAUGCCUGGUCCCCCUUGUCACACCAGUCCCAGAACUACCAAGGGCCAGUAGUAGUGUCAUCUCGGACCAAAGAAGAAGAAUCAUCACAAGACCAGGACCAAGACCAGGACCAAGACCAAGAUGGCAAAGAAGGAAUUGAAAUCAUUGAAGCUAGGAUCAUUGAAGGCAUGAAUGGCCAGGUAUUAGUACAAGCAUCUAUCUCAAAUGAAAGUCUUGAUCAAGCAGAUGAGGAAAAUACAAAUUAGAUUUAUAGCUCUUGCAUAGUUCUAUCUCUUAGCCAUAGACUAUCCAUAAUGGGUUCUUUCUCUUGUUUCUUUAGGAUGCUGAAUUUUUAAAAAUCUAAAGCUGACUUCAAAAUUCAGGCAAUUAGAAAGAGAGAACGAAAUUAUCGGAGUGUGGCAAGGAGAGGGAGAAAGACAAAAUUAAGAGAGAGAGGGGUGGCAAGAAAGGCCGAGAGAUGGAGGGGGGGGGGGUUAAAGAGAAUAAGGUCAAAGAUAGUGAUAGAAAGGGUGGAUGACAGUGAAAGAGAAACUGAUGUGUUACACAAUAGAAGAGUAACAAGAGAGAGAGAGAAAGAAAAGAGGAAAAGACAAUGGGCCUUAGGAAGGCUUCCAUGGAUGUAUUUAGUGGAUUUUGUAAAAGUAUUAUAUGUUUUUGCACUUUGAAUGACCCAAGAAGUUCUCUAUCGAGAUACCUUGCUCUAUAUCCAUGCUUUUUCUAUGCAAUGUUUCAUGGAGUUUUACCAAUAAGUGAAGCUUUUUACUGAAAUACCAAUUACUUAAUACAAUUAAGAACUUCACUUCUAAAAUAUCUCAAGGGCAUGUUAUGGUUUACCUAUGCAAAGUUUCACAAAGUUUUAGCAUCAAGACAAUAUGUAGCUCUUUAACAUGUAUAACUGUCAAAUAUGUUUUCACCACCUUGACUGAUCUGAAAUACACAUAUCUAUUUUAGCCUUAGAAUACCAUUUUAUUUACAAGGAAGUUAUUUUCUGAAAUAUGGCCACAUCACUUGACACAGUAGUUAAUAUACACAACUACCGUUUAUUUUAGCAUUCUAAUGCAUGAAGUCUUCCAAAUGCUUCUGAAUUUUUAGCAAUUUAGAGCUAUAAGAUAAUGUGUAUUUUGUUGGUUGAUUUUCAUGGUUUUCAUCAUGUAUUUAGUGUUGUUGAUAUUCUACAUGUAUACAUGUAAACAUUUAACUAUAAACUAUAUCUCAGUACUGAUUUGAGUUUAUUAAUAUCCACAAUUUACAGCAUUUAAUGUUGAUGAAACAAGCUUUGAUGUGCUGGCUAAAAAUGGUUUGAUGUUUGAAAUGAGAUUUGUGCAAAUACCAACUACAUUGUAUGACAAAACUUCAUUCAUUUUUUUUAGGAGGCAAGAAUUAUUCUAUAGAUAGAGUUAUUAAUCAUUUCUUUGUUUAUUGUAUGCUUUAUUCCUUU